AUCCCCCGCCAUCCUCAGUUUGUCACCACCAUCCUCCAUCCUUCACCAACUCUCGUCACCAAUCUUGCUCCUCCAAAUCCUCACACCCACAUCUCAUAAAUCCCUUAAGUAGCAACUCAAUGCUCCCCACUCCACUACAGUCACAUGUUGCCUUCAACAACACCUUGGGUUUC
Messenger RNA from Rubroshorea leprosula, 173 nucleotides. NCBI's taxonomy places the organism in Eukaryota, Viridiplantae, Streptophyta, Magnoliopsida, Malvales, Dipterocarpaceae. The record is from the annotation of a GenBank genome assembly.